This is a messenger RNA of Staurois parvus, 891 nucleotides long. The record is from the annotation of a GenBank genome assembly. NCBI's taxonomy places the organism in Eukaryota, Metazoa, Chordata, Amphibia, Anura, Ranidae.
AUGGCUAGUUCAACAAACCUCUCCACCUCUUGGACAUUUUUGGUUUCCAUUUUGCUUCUGUCUGGUUUCCUACAUUUGACAGAUGCGCAGACUCCUCCAGCAGGAUGUGGAAACAUCAACUCAAUAUAUUACUAUUUAUGUGACCUUUCCUCUGUAUGGGGUAUUGUUCUAGAAGCUAUUACCAGUGCUGGCAUUGUGGCCUCGUUCAUCCUAACCAUUGUUCUGUUAGCCAGCAUCCCAUUUAUCCAGGACAAGAGGAAGAAAAGCAUGCUGGGAACUCAGGUGUUCUUCCUUAUCGGCACCUUUGGCCUCUUCUGUUUGGUCUUUGAUAUGAUAGUCCAAAAAUACUUCUCCACUUGUGCGUCAAGGAGGUUCCUCUUUGGAGUGCUCUUUGGCAUCUGCUUCUCAUGUUUGUGGGCGCACGCAAUUAACCUCAACUACCUGGUGAGAAGGAACAAGGGGCCGAGCGGCUGGACCAUUUUCGGCAUUGCUUUGGCCCUUUCUCUCGUAGAAGUCAUCAUUAACACCGAAUGGCUCAUUGUCACCAUUGUACGGACAACGGGCACCCCAGGAGCUCCAUGUGCCAUUGAAAACCAGGAUUUCGUCAUGGCUCUGAUUUACGUCAUGUUCCUCAUUGUGGCCGGAUUUGUGACCUGCUGGCCGGCACUGAGCGGGCGAUACGGCCACUGGAAGAAGCAUUCGGCUUUCAUCAUCAUCACCCUUUUUGUCUCUCUGCCUGCAUUUGGAUCGUUUGGAUUGUUAUGUACGUUUAUGGAAACAUCCAGGUUGGAGACCCAGUGUACUGGGAUGACCCAACGUUGGCCAUCGCUCUUGUAUCCAACGCCUGGGCCUUCAUCUUCCUCUACAUUAUUCCCGAGAUCUCUCAGCUGA